Hyalella azteca is the source of this 2089-nucleotide messenger RNA. RefSeq lists its product as uncharacterized. Gene Ontology annotation, biological process: dTMP biosynthetic process; dUMP biosynthetic process. Lineage: Eukaryota; Metazoa; Arthropoda; Malacostraca; Amphipoda; Hyalellidae. Gene Ontology annotation, cellular component: cytoplasm. The transcript has 8 exons. Bases 262 to 1158 code for a protein of 298 amino acids. The record is from RefSeq and is a predicted model, not a curated record. Gene Ontology annotation, molecular function: zinc ion binding; dCMP deaminase activity.
ACCAGCAUGUAAGCCCGGCGUUGCUCGAGCAUGACAAUUCCUGGAAUUUUGAAAUGAUUUAAUAUAUGACAUGAUUUAUGAGAGGAAGCGAGAGGUAUCUUCAGUAUAAAAUGACCGCAUUCACAGUUUCACAUAGGUAUUGUCGAACAUACUGCUUGAGCGCUCUGGCGAAAGCUGUGCGUGUGAUAAUUUGCUGAACUUUCUGAAUGAAUUCAGUUCCAAUUCAUAUAUUUUUUUCACAACUUUUAUUACUGCACGGCUAUGGCCAGUUCUACGGGUUACAGAAACAGUGUCGAUGAAGAAUAUUUCAUGGCCUUGGCUUUACUUUCUUCUUUUCGUAGUAAAGAUCCCGAAUCACGGGUGGGAGCGUGUAUUGUGAGUCAACAGAACCAAGUUCUUAGCCUUGGCUACAACGACAUGCCAAGAGGCUGUAUGGACGAAGACAUGCCGUGGGCUAGGGAAGGCGCACCUAAUAUUAAUAUUGAACUCGAACAUAUGUACGUUUGCCACGCCGAGCUGAACGCAAUCGUGAACAAGAACAGCGCUGACGUGCGAGGCGGCCGCGUUUACGUCACGCUGUUCCCGUGCAACGAGUGCGCGAAGCUCAUCAUCCAGUCCGGCAUCGUCGAGGUCGUAUAUUUACGGACAAGAGAGGAUUCCGAUGGAACUUUACUCAGAGAAGGUGGAAUUAAAUACAGGCCGUUCCAAGCUUCUUGGGAACUGCUUCUUAAGAAAUUCCUGGGUGAUGAACUGACCGAGGAAGCGGUUGGGCCCUGUGAAAGCCCUGAAUCUUGCCUCAAGACAGAAGGAAAAAGAGAUCACGAAGGCGAAACGUCUCAAGAAAUAAGUCCCAAAAAACUUGGAUCGGAAGAAGACGAUUGCAGUAAUGAUUCCGAGGAGGAUGAUGAACCCAGUAAACGUCCGCGACCUCGAGGCGAGUUCAUCACUCGGGAAGGAUAUUUCAUGGCGGUUGCCUUCUUAGCCUCCAAGCGUAGCGAGCUUCCUGCAAUUAAUCAGGUCGGGGCCUGCCUAGUGGACGAAGAGUAUCACCGAAUCGUGGGCGUCGGCUACAACGGCCCGCUGAUGAGGCUAAAAAUACCUUCGAUCCAUGUCCAUGGGGAAUGCGAGGACGGAUCUACAUCGACCAGUUCCGACUAGUUUUCUUGUUUCAUUAAGUUUUCAUGCUGUUAUGAUGAUGAUUUUCACUUGUUCUAAUUAUUUCUCUGGACUCAUUUGAAAUUAAAAUUACGAUUCCAUGACUAAUGUUGGCAGCAUAGAUAUAUUAUAAUGAUUGCUGCAUGCAACGGAUUAACAAAAAGAAAAAUUAUCACAAGUAUUUAUUGUUACAUAAUAUUUAUGCCUAGCGAUUCUGUGAAUAGCGAUUGCUAGAAGAGCCUGACUAGACGAUAAAAAAUGUACAAAAAGUCCUUCGACACUAACUACUUAGAAAGUAUAGCUUAAAUAUUAAAAUGAGUUACUUUAGCUACUCAUCGCACGUUACCGUGAAUAAUAAUUACAUUCAGCCUCAUCCUUCCUUGAUGAUAACAUAAUAUUGAUCGACAAGAAACCUAUUCUAAACGUGGUACAAUAGCUUAGACUACAAUUCUUAUGAAAAUAACCCUCUGAAAACAAAAUGUCUUAUCGACUUAGCGUUAAAUUUUCAUUGCUUUUAUCUGUUUCAAUUGUGAAUUUCAAGUUAGCAAUUGUUUGUUUGAUUCCCAGAAAAUGAUUAGUUUGCGAUUCCAAUAAAUGAUAUUUAUAGACUUCUCCCGCAUUGACGCUGCAAGCAAUUUUUAGUAAAAAAAAAUGAAGUUAAAAAUCCCAUUUAAGAGCGAGGAAUGUUCUGUGCCUGAGAAUUAAAAGGCUCCACAAAACAAAAAACUAAGAGGAAUAUUAAUUUCUUUCACUCAUACUAGUUGCCCCAUUCUCCGAAUUGGGCAACUCACGUUGCACGCAGCUUCAAACUCAGUUUGAAGCUGCGUGCGCCUUCCUUCAUUUGUCAUUAUUUCGAUUCGAGCUUUGUCAAUGUUCUAAUCUGUAUUUAUGAUUCAAUUUAUUUUUAAUCUCUGAUUUAUUUCAAACAGAAUAU